GUCUCCCUGUAGACUGGAAAACGGGGACCUCAGCGCGGGCCAGGGCGAAACGUGGCUUUCCUUAGUAAACAUGAACCGGUUGUUUAUUAAAACUACUUUUCAGGCUUCAUCUUCUUCUUCUUCUUCUUCUUAAAGAGCUGAGAUCGUUUUUGUCAUUGAGACAAGUGCAGAGGAAUGCGCAGGAAGGCAAACUCCCGGUCAUACCAAGAGUUCAACGAUGAUGACGAUGAUGAAGGUAACGUGCAGUCCCCAGACUUUUUUGACGAUGCCACAGAAGACCUGGAGCCAGAGGAGCCCAACGGCAGCAUCUCACAAGAGGAUGACAUCAGGGAAAACAGUCCAUCGAUGAGAUUUAGUAAAACCUGCCUGAAGAACGUCUUCACGGUGGUGCUCAUCUUCAUCUACCUGCUGCUGACUGCGGUGGCAGCGUUCCUGGCCUACCAGACCAUCUCUGACUUUUUGGACAAACUCAACCACCCUGUCAUGUCUGUCACCUACAAAGAGGUGGACUCGUUCUCUCCCCCUGGUAUUGCUCUGUAUCCUGGCAAAGCUCAGCUGCUGAGCUGCAGACAUCACUUCCAUGACUACAUCCCACCUUUAGUGGACCCAGGCAAGCCUCAGGAAGGGGACUGUACGAUUAAGGACGUCACUUACUUUGGGCCCUUUACAAAUCAAACAGAGAAAAGAGCUCUGGUGGUCCGUGGGCCUUCUGAUGUCAGAAACAAAGAGUUGAUCUUCAUGCAGUUCAGUCAUAAUGAAACAGAAGAGGACUUCAGUGCCAUCACUUACAUGCUUUUUGCCAAGUUUAGUGACUUUACUAACAGUGCAAAUAAAUCAGAGUUCAUGAGGGACUGUGAGAGGAAUUACUCCAUGUGGACCUUCUCUGGAGGAUUCAGGACCUGGGUAAAGAUGUCUUUAGUGAGGACAUCUGGGAAAAGCAGUGAAUCUGUCGAAUUUCGACAAGAGUCGACUGUGGUGAAAUUCAAUGAUAAAAGACCUGAAGCAGAGCAAAGCAACCAGCUCUUCUUUGCUGUUUUUGAGUGGCGGGAUCCUUUUAUGCAGGAAAUCAGUCUGAUAGUGACUGCAAAUCCCUGGAACUCUGUGGCCAUCCUCUGUGGGGUCUUCAUGGCUCUAUUCAAGGCUGCUAAUUUUGCCAAGCUCACUAUUCAGUGGAUAAUCAAGAUGCGUAAGAGGCAUCUGAGGAAUAAAGCACGAGAACUGAACCAGAUCAGCUGAAACACUGAUGAGACAAUCUGUCGAGAUCAAGAUUAUCCAAGAGACUGAUCUGAGUUUUGUUUUAAAACUUCCUCGCAGUUGUGUUUUUUGAUGUCAGUACUUGCCCCAUGUUGUAAUUGCUGUUCAGGAUAAUUGACACUAAUGGAUGUUUGCUCACAAAAAUUGUUUGUUAGAUAGUGUUGCGUCCAUUGUGACUGUUAAGCAGAGGGCGAAUAUUACUGCUAGAUGGAGCAUUUCCUAAAAAAAGGGACAGUUUGCAAAUCCAAAGAAUUGUUGCAUUUCAGAAGAAGAGGUAUUUCAGAAAUAUUUUCUAAAACAUUUCUGCAGUUUUAUGCGCACAAAAGUAAAUGUUGCAAAAGUUUGAGAGUGUGGGUGUCUAAGCUCUGCAACAAAAAAAUGUGAACGUUGGUCAAAAUGUUUUUUGUUUUUUUUUUCAAGUUGAUAAUAGAAUUUUAAAGGGAAUUUUGUUGUCUCUUACUGGUUUGUCUGACUUUUUAAAGCAAUGCUGAGUAAUAUCCAGUUUAAACAGAGUUUAUACUUACAUUGUUCACUUUACUAUAGCAGAGUGAUAUGCUGUUCAUUUUUUAGUGCCAGAUCCAAACUGUUGUUUUUAUUUGAUUUUAACAUGUAUUGUAAAAAGUAUCACUGUGUUCAUUGUUUUUAUAAAAUUUACUUGAAUUAUUGUCUGAAUUUCAUCGUUGUUCACUAUUUUAUCUCACACAUUAUGUUUUUGGAGAUUUUGGAAAAUAAAAAUAUAUUUUUAUGCCUGAAUUUUA
Messenger RNA from Toxotes jaculatrix (banded archerfish), 2012 nucleotides. It is a transcript of the gene pacc1, whose product is annotated as proton activated chloride channel 1. The record is from RefSeq and is a predicted model, not a curated record. NCBI's taxonomy places the organism in Eukaryota, Metazoa, Chordata, Actinopteri, Toxotidae. The transcript has 8 exons. The coding region runs from base 175 to 1236 and encodes 353 amino acids.